Messenger RNA from Caenorhabditis elegans, 2397 nucleotides. RefSeq names its product Rab-GAP TBC domain-containing protein (gene tbc-12). Lineage: Eukaryota; Metazoa; Nematoda; Chromadorea; Rhabditida; Rhabditidae. The record is from RefSeq and is marked reviewed. The transcript has 11 exons. Bases 22 to 1866 code for a protein of 614 amino acids.
UUUGAUUAUCUCUCUUUCUCAAUGGUUCCUUGUCCGUAUUCACCGACCGUCUGCCUGUUUUCAGAUAGAAAACUGGCGGGCAGAAGUUGCUCACAGAGCAGCUCCCUGGCGACAGUCGUCGAAAACCUGCCCUUAUCCUACAACACUGACACGAAAAGUCUAGACAGGACACCAUCGUUGGGAUGUCAAGGUGGUGCCGAGUCACCUUCUACCGCACAAGAAACCAAAUUCCGUCGAGGUCACAUUCGUCGCAGCUCAUAUGAAUCGGCACAAAUCCAAUUGAAUUUUGCACGAAGGAUCACAACAGCAAACGGGACACCGGCUCUGGCACCGUCAGCCGCUAAAUGUCUAGAUGAACCGCUGUGCUCUUUGAGUCUCAACACACGUGCAGACUGUUCUUCUAGUUCUAGUGAGCAAGAUCAAUACGACUCUGGAAUUGGCUGUACAGAAAGCGACUCGAAACGCUCUUCAUUGGACCGUCGAAGCGAAUUGUCCGAUUUUGACGAGCCACCAUCUAAACCGGAAACGCUGUCCAAGUCGCGAUUCUUCAAUUUCCCCAAGAACUUCUUCUCGAGAAACAAGGAGGAAAAGCACGGGUGGAAAAUGUUUGGUAGUCGAAACAAGCAGUCAGGUGUUAUGGCGACGACGGGAUUGAUAUUGGAAGAAAGGCCCAGUGGACUACCGUCAAAGUCGGCCGAUGAAGCUGCGCACCAUAAGCAGAUGUAUUUGGAUAUUUUAGAGCAGGCAAAGAAGAAGGAACAACGUGCCGAAAAAGAACGCUUACAAGCAAAAGCAGAACAAAAACGACUUGAAGAACAAACGGCGGCGCAUUGUCGUGUCUGGGUUGAACAAAUCUUGCCAAAGUGGGAAGAAAUGAAGGAUUCAAAGCGUUGCCGCGAGCUAUGGUGGCAAGGUGUUCCUGCCAAAGUCCGUGGCGAGCUGUGGUUCUUGACAAUUGGCAAUCAAAUUGAGAUAACGAAAGAACUCUAUGAUGGAUUGAUGGAUCAAGCCGAGGAGAAGAUUGCUAAACAGCUUGCAGAGCAGAACAAGAAUUCAGCCGAACGUAAGGAGACUUCUGUCACUCAAAUUCAUCUUGACGCCACACGAACUUUCACAUCUCUUGGAAUGUUCCAGAAAGAUGGACCAUAUUAUGACCAUUUGCUCAAACUGCUCAGUGCAUAUGCAAUUUUGCGUCCAGACAUUGGAUAUGUUCAAUCGAUGACAUUUAUUGCUGCAGUGCUUCUCAUCCAAAUGGAUCCAUACCCGGCAUUCAUAUCGUUUGCCAAUUUGCUCGACAGAUCCCUCCAAUCUGCAUUUUUCGGACUCAAACAACCUCAGAUGACGGAGUAUUUUAUUGCGUAUGAUCGAUACUUGGAGCAAGAACUUCCGGCUCUUCAUCAGCAUUUGGACAAACUCGACGUCCGCCCGGAUCUCUACCUCAUUGAAUGGACGUUUGCAAUGUACGCCAAAUCGUUACCGCUAGACGUGACCUGCCGUAUUUGGGAUGUGUAUUUUCGUGACGGCGAGGAGUUUUUGUUCAAGGCAGCACUCGGCAUUCUUCGUAUGUACGAGCCCAAACUGCUGACUAUGGAUUUUGAUGACUGUGUGGAAUUUUUGACGAAACUUCCCAACACGCUUACCGGCGCCGAGCUUUUUCGAAACAUUGAGCCAUUUAUGAGACCGUACAAUGGAGAAUCGUCUCGGUCCAAGAAGCGCUUUUCACAGAUUUUUCAAGAAAUCGAUGAACGUGUCAACCCUGGCGGAACCACCGCCCGUACCCAAAUCACACACAACGUUCAAGAGCUCAAAAUGAGCAAAUCGCUGAGCGGGUUCAUCAAGGAUUUGCUCUCCUCCCCAAGUCAUUAAAAUCCUCGGCCAUGUUAUUAUUGAGCUCCAUGAGCUCCCGUUAUUCAGUUGAUUUUUGCCUAAUACUAAACUUGCCCCAAAAGUUCUUUCGUAAUUUAUAUGUUAGCAUUUUUUCCAAGUGUUUUUUUUGUUUCUCUGCUUACGCAUCAUUUCACUUACAGAUUUCAUAAUAAUCGCUCAAAACUCAGAGGUGCAUAAUACACGCAUUUUUUUUGUUAAACCAGAUUCCUAUCCAAUCCCCGCCACAUUCAAUUUGCUCCGUUUCAUUGUGCCUUACAACGAAGAUUUUUCCCUCUCUCUCUCUUAAAACAAGACAACUCCUUCUCUCAUUUUUGCCAUCAUUUUACAUUUUCUUAUCAAAAAUCCCGAAUCGUACCGUACCGUUUGAAAAACAAGCGUUCCCACAUGACACGUUUUAUAUUGAUUCAACUGUUAUUCGGUGGUUAUCCAAUUAUGAAGCAACGCAGUCUUUUCCUAAUUGUUUUUUUUUGUUACAUAGCUUUUUUUUUGUAAAAUAAAUGUUUGACUAUU